ACUUCUUUCUUUCUAUUGAAAUUACUUACAGGAACAAGGGUUGUGUUUUGGGAUCUUAGAGAUGAGUUCCUGUUUCAUUUAUAUCGCGGUAAUGUUGAAAGCACUCGGUUGGAGAAUUUCCUUCCCGACUUUGACAUAGUUCUGGACAAUGUGUGUGGAUUGAUCGAUGACUCUGUUAGAGAUCCUGUGGUUUUAAAUAUUUAUAAGGCUUCAUUGGAAGGCUUUGUUUGGGUAUUUCUUGAUGGAGGUCCUUGCCGUGCCUUCUCUGAUUCGGAUAUCAUCUUUAUGGAAGAAGACCUGUUGAUGCUAAAGGAAUUUUUCGUUGCCGAUGGAGAAGGCCUUCAGCGGUCAUUAGUUGAGCAGGAAGCAAAAUAUGCUAAACGCAUUCUUCACAUGUUUUCUCUUCAGACUGAAACUGUUAUUCAAAUGCUACUGACUGUAAGUGAGCUGAUUUCAAUGGGAUUAGAUUCAAACAAGCAAGGUCAUACGAAUAUGGGAGAUGCUCACACUUUAAUGCGAGUAUUAUGCCACAAGAAAGAUAGAGAGGCAUCAAAGUUCUUAAAAGUGCAAUAUCAGCUACCCAUGUCUUCAGAUUACGAUGAUUCUCCCUUAGGCGAUUCAACCUCAAGAUCACCUCUUUUAUCAGAUGUUCUUAAUCGAAGCACCUCAACUCGCUGGAACAAGAAAGGUCAAAGUAAUUUAAAAUCAGUGAAGAAGAAAAUUCAAGGAGCAACAAAUGAAAUCAGAAAUUUUGCAAGGUAAUGUAACUGCGCAUUCAUGUAAUAUAAAGGCUUCAUUUAUCUUCAUGAAAUCUCAGUAGAGUUUUUUGUAGCUGUUCCCUUGUGCUCGGAAAUAUGCUAGAUCUCUAAAACAAAUUUAUUUGUAGUUCCAUACAAGUAAAAAGGUGAAUAGUGGUAACACCAGGUAGGGAAUUAAGUUAUAUAUAUUGAUCAAACUGGAAAUUUUCAUUUCGGGUCAGAUUUUUGUCCCUUCCCCUCCCCUUUUCUUGGUAAAUAUCUUAGUUUUUGUGGGUUUGAAAUAGUAAAAAGAGAAAGUUAGUUUUCAUUCCAUUUUCUUCUUCUUGCUCCAUCAGAUGAUGUAAUAGGCUGAUUGAAUCCAUUUUUAUUUUCUA
Messenger RNA from Hibiscus syriacus, 1132 nucleotides. Its product is annotated as protein unc-13 homolog. NCBI's taxonomy places the organism in Eukaryota, Viridiplantae, Streptophyta, Magnoliopsida, Malvales, Malvaceae. The transcript is spliced from 6 exons. The record is from RefSeq and is a predicted model, not a curated record. Bases 286 to 762 code for a protein of 158 amino acids.